Westerdykella ornata is the source of this 819-nucleotide messenger RNA. RefSeq lists its product as uncharacterized. The transcript is spliced from 2 exons. NCBI's taxonomy places the organism in Eukaryota, Fungi, Ascomycota, Dothideomycetes, Pleosporales, Sporormiaceae. Bases 1 to 579 code for a protein of 192 amino acids. The record is from RefSeq and is a predicted model, not a curated record.
AUGGCCACAUUCAAGGUUGUCGUUCACAACAAAAGCGCUUCAAUCCAAAACUACAUGUUCUUCAAUGCCCCUCCCGAGCAGGUCUUUGGAUCAAAGCUGUAUUCCAACGUAUGGGUCACCAAAACUGACGUCGACACUCCCAACGGCACAGCGACCCUGACUGUCCAAGAAAAGAUGUUCGCAGUCUGCGGCACCGCUCCCUCGCCUUUAGCCGAAGGCGUCACAGUCAGUUCGAGCGACUAUGCGGAGGUGCAGCUCACGCAAGGGUCCACCGGCGGCACCAUCGCCGCAGCAGAGGCGGCCAACGCCAACAUCUUCGUCGGACACGGCAAGGACGACGGGACCGGCAACAUCGUUCCCGUCGCUACCUGGGUCCCAAGCUCCUUGUCCGACUACACCGUCCAGCCCCAAGUCGUCUUCUACAUUGCGACGGGAGACUAUCAGCAGGGCACCUGUGUCGAUGUGACUGGCCAUGGUCCAGUGGGAAAGGUUGAUUUCGCCCAGGCCAAACCGGGCCAGCUCACCGCUGAUAUCACUCAAUACGCCGACAACAGCUGGGGAGAGCCUGUGUUCAGCUGAAGGAGUGCUGAGGCCGUGUGAGGCAAGAUCUGACGUCUUGCUGAAGCCGAGGAGGGAUGUGUGGGGUUUUCAAUUUACUAACGACUCUCGUCUUCGACUUGCUUUGAUCUUGUGAGGAGUGGGCAGAAGUAUGGUGGUAGUCAUGUUCAGGCCGAUGAUAGUUGAAUGAAUCUUGUCAGUUUCGGAGCCAAGCACCGCAACGUUGCUGAUUUAAACGUAUCGUGAUGGUGUUGCGCGCAU